AUGAGAGAAUAUAAAGUAGUGGUAUUGGGACCAGGUGGUGUCGGAAAGAGUGCAUUAACAGUACAAUUCUGUCAUUCAAAAUUUGUUGAAAAAUAUGAUCCAACAAUAGAAGAUUUUUAUCGAAAAGAAAUUGAAGUCGAUGGAGAACCUGCCUACUUGGAAAUAUUAGAUACGGCUGGUACUGAACAAUUUGCUUCUAUGCGCGAUUUAUAUAUAAAAAAUGGUCGCGGGUUUUUAGUGAUAUUUAGUUUAACAAACUGGCAAAGUUUUUUAGAUAUACGAACUGUACGCGAACAAAUAUUGAGAGUAAAAGGAACCGAUAAUGUGCCAAUAUGUUUAGUUGGCAAUAAAAAUGAUGCAUCAACACAACGUGCAGUAUCACAGCAAGAUUCAUUAAAUUUAGCACAACUAUGGAAUUGUCCUUACAUUGAAACAUCAGCCAAAACUUCAUCUAAUGUAAAUGAAAUGUUUACCGAAAUUGUUCGAGAAAUUAAUUCACGUUUAAAAUUAAAGAAAAAUAAACGAAAAAAGUCAAAAUCAUCAUCGAUGUUGACUUGUUGUUCCACAUCGUAA
Didymodactylos carnosus is the source of this 573-nucleotide messenger RNA. The record is from the annotation of a GenBank genome assembly. NCBI's taxonomy places the organism in Eukaryota, Metazoa, Rotifera, Eurotatoria, Philodinida, Philodinidae.